CCCGCUGGGACCCUACUGUUGCGGCUAGUCCUCAGCCAGCCCCCCGUCAGUGCUCCAUCGCCUGCCUUUCGGUUUCCGCGACUCGACCACGACAAUGCUGUCUUCCAGUCGGGCCAUGUUGCGGCCUGCUUCCAGGUCUCGCCCGAUGGCAAAUGCCGUGCGGGCUAGAGCUUGGGCUCAGCCCCUCGCUCGUCGUCUGCUCUCGACCGAGUCGAGCGCCGGCGCACCCGCUUCUUCGCGGCUCACCACUGCAGUGAAGUAUGCCAAUCGCGGUUUCUGGCUCACGGUUGUGGUCGGUCUCGGAUCGUUCUACUACGUCACCACAAAAGAUCGCAACCCCGGCCCUCAGUUGGCGCACGAUCCCACCAAGAAGACGGUUGUCGUGCUUGGUAGUGGGUGGGGUGCGACCAGCUUCCUCAACACUCUGGAUACGACGGAAUACAACGUGGUCGUCAUCAGCCCGCACAACUAUUUCUUGUUCACGCCCCUGCUGCCCAGUGUAGCUGUCGGCACCUUGAGCCCACGGUCCCUUCUCCAACCUACACGAUACGUUACACGACACAAGGCCCGUUCCGUCAAAGUCAUCGAAGCCGAGGCUCAAUCUGUUGAUCCCGUCAACAAAACGGUCUCUUUCAUAGAUAACUCGGACAUCCAGGGCUCUGUCUCGUCGACCACGAUUCCUUAUGACUAUCUUGUUUACGCUGUUGGUGCCGAAGUGCAGACCUUCGGAAUUCCCGGUGUUCAAGAGCACGCUUGCUUCAUGAAGGAGCUCCAGGAUGCCGAAAAGUUCCAGCGUGUCUUCCUGGAUUGUCUCGAAUCGGCUGCCUUCCCCGGACAAUCUGAAGAGGAGAUCAAUCGGCUGUUGCACAUGGUUGUCGUUGGAGGUGGACCCACUGGUGUUGAGCUUAGUGGCGAGCUCCACGAUUUCCUCGAAGAGGACUUGAAAUCCUGGUACCCUGAACUGGCUGGCAAGAUCAAGAUCACACUCGUGGAGGCCAUGCCCUCUGUGUUGCCCAUGUUCAGCAAGCAUUUGAUUGAUUACACGGUAUCGUCCUUCAAAGAGGACAAGAUCGACAUCCGCACACAAACGAUGGUCAAAGAAGUCAAGCCUAAGAGUGUUGUAGUGGCACUGCCGGACAAGACUGUCGCUGAAUUGCCGUGUGGGUUGGUUGUCUGGGCUGGUGGCAACAAGGGCCGCAAGAUUACCCAGGACCUGAUGGCAAAACUCCCCGCGGACCAGACUAACAAGCGCGGUAUCACAAUCGAUGAAUACCUCCAGAUGAAAGGCUCGAAUGGAAGCAUCUUCGCGAUCGGAGACUGCACUUCCUCUUCGCACGCCCCGACUGCCCAGGUUGCCAACCAGCAAGGGGCCUACCUCGCCAGAAUCUUCCCGCAGAUCGUUCAGCGCGACGAGCUGCAGGCCAAUCUGAACGAGCUGGAAUCUGGCCUUGCGACUAUUCUGAAGGAGGACGAUAAGAAGCAGGUCAAGGAUGAGGCCGACAACGUCCAGCGCCAGUUGAGCAAGAUGAAGAUUCGGCCUUUCACCUACUCGCACCAGGGCACUCUGGCGUACAUUGGCUCAGACAAAGCCAUUGCCGAUCUGUCUUUCUUCAACAGGAGUUUUGCAAGCGGUGGCUUGCUGACCUAUUACUUCUGGAGAAGCGCUUACCUCAGCUCUCUAUUCUCGUUGAGGAAUCGUGCUUUGGUAGCAGGAGAUUGGCUGCGGACGAAGAUCUUCGGCCGUGACGUGAGUCGGGAAUGGACCCGAUAGAUUGAUUCGUGAUAUCAGCAAGACCAUAGACUCUAUCUUACUUCUAUCAAUGUCGGAUCCCGGUAUGUCUAAUGUCGUCGUCCCGCUAGAGCCAUAGACGCUGUAGAACAUUCGCUGAAUGUGUUAUAUACAUAAGCACGACUCGGCCGUUGCUAUCUUCCUGCAUCUGUGUGCCUUUCGACAUGUCGACAGUCCUAGCGAUGUCAGCAGCUCAAAAUAACAGACUCGCUUAUGGUCGGUAGGGUCUUCUGAGUCUGGUCUCGAGAACUCCUUCUCUGGUGCUUAUGGUUGGCUGAUUAUACAACGUUCUCGCUGUCGUCAGCCCAUUUGAAUAGUAGAACCAGUUCGAAUUGAUCGCAUGCAGAGAGAAGAUAAAUACUGUCGAGGGGCCGACAUCUGGGCUUCACUCUGUUGCCUGGAACCUCCAUGUCCGUCGAGCUGAAACUGCCGCUCAACUUGCCCGUCUACGAGACAGCCGAUACGGCAUUCGUCAGGGCACAGACCAAGAUCGAUGACGACGAGGAGUUGAAGAAACACAUUCUUGAUGUCCGGGCCAGAGCGAAUUCCGCGUAUUUUUGUGUCCAGAACUUCGGCUUCACGCGACCGAAGAUUUCGAUGUUGCCGGGGUACUCGAAAGUGCUGGAUCUCGUCCGUGAGCGUCCGGACACGAUACUCCUAGAACUCGGAUGUUGCUUUGGGGCCGAUGUCCGGAAAAUCGUGAGCGAUGGAUUCCCGGCUGAGAACAUCGUAGCGAGCGACCUCAACGCAGGUAGUGAUAGGACGGAUGUCGGUCGAUGUGGCUCUGAUAUUCUUCAGAAUUCUGGCCGUUAGGCCAUGAUCUAUUCAAGACGAGUCCGAGCACCCUCCCCGUCAAAUUCUUGGCAGGAGACGCGUUUGAUGCUAGCUUCUUGCAGCCGUUCCCGCCACUGGAGGAUCUUAAAGAAAUUGAUACUGCCGUCCCGACGCUCGCAGAGUUGACGACUCUGACACCGCUCCGAGGCCACGUUUCUGCAAUCCACCUGUCGCUGGUGUUCCACUUGUUUUCCGAGCCUCAGCAGGAACAGCUCGCGCGCGCUCUGGCGGGGUUGCUUUCUCCGCGCCCUGGAUCGAUCAUCUUCGGUCAUCACGGAGCGAGCAGCAAGAAGGGGAUUUCCGAGGCGAACACGAGUGCAGGUCGGCCGAUGUUCUGCCACAAUGCCGAGUCGUGGGUUGAGCUAUGGACGUCGAUAUUUCCGGAGUCGACGGUUGUGGUGGACGCAGUAUUCAAGGGUGAAGACGGAGGCCCGUCGGAUUUCGGGAUGCUGGUUUGGUCAGUCACUAGAGUACGAUGAUUAUACAAGACGCAAGCUUGUCAGUAAGGCGCAGUUCGUCUGAUGCUGAACAGUAGCCAAAGCAUGUUACUGCUUAUCAAUUAAACGGCCUUGGAGCCCGGCGACUUGGGUGCACAAAAACGUAACUCAUCC
Molecule: messenger RNA, 3234 nt
Organism: Mycena citricolor
Lineage: Eukaryota; Fungi; Basidiomycota; Agaricomycetes; Agaricales; Mycenaceae
Source: the annotation of a GenBank genome assembly